This is a messenger RNA of Gloeophyllum trabeum ATCC 11539, 1056 nucleotides long. Its product is annotated as Metallo-hydrolase/oxidoreductase. The transcript has 6 exons. The record is from RefSeq and is a predicted model, not a curated record. The coding region runs from base 1 to 1056 and encodes 351 amino acids. NCBI's taxonomy places the organism in Eukaryota, Fungi, Basidiomycota, Agaricomycetes, Gloeophyllales, Gloeophyllaceae.
AUGACCACGUCUCUCUCCAUCCCACCAUCGAACGCAACCGUCGAUGUCAAGAUCCUCAAUGCCGGCAACCUCCACCUUGCCGCCUCCCUCUUCAUGCGCCCGGUCGUUCCCGGGCACGAGAACUUCGUUAUACCCAUCUACGCCUUCCUCGUUGAACAUCCUGCCAAAGAUAAAAAGGUAUUGUUCGACCUGGGCGUGCGCAAGCGGCUCGAAGAGCUUUCCCCAGCUACGAGCAGGGUUCUGGAGGCGCUAAGGUGCACAGCAGACGUUGAGAAGGACGUGGCGACGCAGUUGACCGAAGGAGGGGUCAAUCUUGCGAGUGUUAAUGCCAUCAUAUGGAGUCAUACUCAUUAUGACCACACAGGCGACACCUCGACCUUCCCUGGUACGACCGAGCUGAUCGUAGGCCCUGGCACGAAAGCACAUGUCCUUCCACCAUAUCCGGAAAACCCUAACGGAUCACUGUUAGCCAGCGAUUUGGAAGGUCGUAAAGUCACCGAACUCACGUCCGAAGACUUCACGCUCACCCUUGGCAACUUCAGAGCGCAUGACUACUUUGGAGACGGGUCCUUCUACCUGGUUAACACACCCGGCCACUGUCCCGGCCACAUCACCGCGCUGGCUCGGACAACGCCAACGACAUUCAUUCUCCUCGGCGGCGACACCUGCCACCACCCGGGCCAGUUCAGACCCAACGCGGCCAUCCAGCGCCACAUCCCCUGCCCCUCCACCCUCCUCUCCAACCUAUCCGCGAUGCAUUUUCCCAAGCACACCCCCGAAGCCUUGACCCUCGACUCUGACCCGGAGCCGUUCCUAGCUAUCGCCGCCGAGCCCCCUACGGUGUAUGACGACCCGCCUACAGCUCGUCAGUCGAUCAAGAAUUUGGGCAUGUUCGAUGGGAGCCCAGACGUGUUAAUUCUGCUUGCACAUGAUGCGAGUAUCCAACAUUUAUUGAAUUUCUUUCCGCAGAAGGCGAAUGACUGGAAGGAGAGAGGCUGGAAGGAAGGAGAGCAAAAUGUUCCUACUUUCAUGAGCAUGCUAGCAAUGGGUGCUUAG